AGGCGGCAUCCAGGAGCAGCAGCGGCAGCAGGCGGCCGAGAGCAGCGCGCUCGCUCCAGCAUCUCCCGCAGCCCUCCUCGGUGCGGACUCGCGUCCUUGCCCGUCAAGGGCCCGGCUCUGGCGGCUCCCCUGUAAGAACGCCGAGGUCGGAGCCUCCCUCCGCUGGUGGCGAGGGCAGGGGAGCGCUAGGGUCGCCCUGAGCAAAGGAGCCAGUCUGCAGACGCUGCUUCUCCCCGCCCUGCCCUCGCUUUCCUCCCGGCGCAGCCCUCUGCCGAGCCAGGCGCAUCAUGACUACGGGAGGCGAUUUCGGGAACCCGCUUAGAAAAUUCAAAUUGGUCUUCCUAGGCGAGCAAAGCGUUGGGAAGACAUCCCUGAUCACAAGAUUCAUGUAUGACAGUUUUGACAACACAUAUCAGGCUACAAUUGGAAUUGACUUCCUAUCUAAAACCAUGUAUUUGGAAGAUCGGACAGUACGGUUGCAGCUUUGGGACACAGCAGGCCAAGAGAGAUUCCGAAGUUUGAUUCCCAGUUACAUUCGUGACUCUACAGUAGCUGUGGUGGUUUAUGAUAUCACAAAUCUCAAUUCAUUCCAACAAACUUCCAAAUGGAUUGAUGAUGUCAGAACAGAAAGAGGAAGUGAUGUCAUCAUUAUGUUAGUGGGCAACAAAACUGAUCUUGCAGAUAAAAGGCAAAUCACCAUUGAAGAAGGGGAACAGAGAGCUAAAGAACUGAAUGUCAUGUUUAUUGAAACAAGUGCAAAAACAGGAUACAAUGUAAAACAGCUCUUCCGACGUGUUGCAUCAGCCCUACCAGGGAUGGAGAGUGUUCAAGAGAAGAGUAAAGAAGGGAUGAUAGACAUUAAAUUGGACAAACCACAGGAACCACCAGCGAGUGAAGGAGGAUGCUCUUGUUAAUGCAAAAUGCAGGAUCUGUCAGCUUCAUUUGACACCACGCUUGUUGUGUUGCUUCCUAUUGGUUAGCUUCCUCAAAAUACAAAUUGAGUUAUUGGUUGGGGAGGAUUUUUUUUCUCUCAAUACUUCUCUUGGGUGGGAGGCUCAACACAAAUCAACAGCUGGCUCUAGCCUUUUCUUUUUUGUUUUAUUUAGUUGUAAUAUAAUGUACUUUAUUAAAAAUGCCAAAACAAUUCAGAAUUUUCCACAAGACACUUUAAUCAUGUGUAUACAACUUUCAGCCAUGGGGACUUUUAUCCUUUUUGGGGCACUUUUUUUUUUAAUUGUAUAUUUGUAAAAAAUAAAAGUCAAGUCUCCAUCAACUUGAACUAAAAUUUACAAAGAAAACCCCCAAGAUUAUACAGGCUGCCUAAUUUCAAAGUUUAACAUAUUAGCUGUAGCUGCAUCUUGUAAUAACCUAAUACUGAUCAGUUCACUGAGCAUUACCAUUUAUACACUAGAGACAGCAUAGUCAAUCCCGUUGCAACUGUUAUAACAUAAUACAGGUCUCUGAUUCUAUAGUUAUAAAGAGGAGGAAGAGCAAGCUAUAAGUGAAAUCUAAUUCAUGACAGUGGCAGUCUUUCUGUCUAGUAGACCCCAUUCUCAAAGAGAACAUCUUGGCACACUUUGUGGUGCAUGUGCAGCUUCCUGAAUCCUAUUUUAAUAUCAGAAAUGGUUUAAAGUCCUCACUUAUGUCAUAUAGUCCAGGUGUGUGACUUUUUGAAACUUUAAUGGAAGCCCUAGAACAAAUGUAUAAUUGAAUGUAUAUGGGAAACCAAGAACGCCGCUGUCUAUUUACAAGCAUCGUUUGGAUCAGGGAACUCUGAGUUAGUCUUUAUUCCCUGCAUAAAUCACUGUAAUCAGUAAGAGCACCAUUAAAUUUAGGUUGAAAAAUAUAUUUUUUUCCUUCCCACUCCCCAAAUAUCUUUAUGCAAUGCUUUCAAUUGUUAAAAGUAGAUUCUUCUAAUGAAAAAUUCAAACCAGUUGCCAGAUUUCAAACAGGAUUGUUAAUUACUAUAACUUCAAAAAAAUGUCCCUAUAAGAUCACCAUUUUUAACCAACAGGACUAUUCAAGGUGGUUUAUUAUGAGUGAUAGUAAUUUCUGCAUGAACGAACAAAGGUUGAGAGAGAAUAAAUGGUCUGUCUCCAUAAAUUUACCUUGGCAAUGACAAAGUGAUAAUGUAUGUAAUUUUGGUAUACAUGUGUAUGCAUGUCUCAUAGUGACAUAAAACAUACACUAACACACAGAGUUGUGUAGAGGUGUAUGUAUACACAUCCAAGCACAAUAUAAAUGCUUGGUUUCACCCACUAUUACAGUUGAGAAUGCAGCCAACAAUCAUUGUAAAAAAUUAUAGUUGCUGCAGUGUGUGGGUCUAGAAAGUCUUUGUUAAUUGUUGGGGGAAAGUGUGAUUUGUCAAUGUCUUCAAUAAACGAAACUCAGAUACAUGUGAAACUAGAAAAAAAACUACACAAAGACAUAUCUCCAGAUGUUGUUAAUCAAUGUGUGAUAGUCCAUGUAGUCACAUUCUGGAUGCACUACAGAGAAAGUUACUUUCUGAGAUCUCAUUUUAGCUGUCACUUCAGCUAAAACUACAGAAAGUGUCACAGAGAUUAACUACAAUAUUAUAACAAGUGUGGGUUUUUCAUUAUGAAAUAGUAUUUUUCAAUCUCAGUUCUGUACAGCCAAAAUAUUUCAGUUAUAUGCUUUGGAAAUUACUUCUGCUUACUUGUAGUCUUAUCCCAUGCACAAUUUAGUUUGUCUAAUUGUAGCCAAAGCUAUUGAUCAUCUGUCUCAAGUUUUCUUUCCUUCCUUCUCAAAUCCAUUGACCUAUUAAUUUCCUUGCUGAUUUCUCCUGGAUAUUGUCAUUUUUGCAAGCACCUCUGUGACUUCCCUGCCUUGUAUAUUGCUUCAUUCACUUAUCACUAGCAGAAGCUGCUUAUUACCUCCACUGCUAUUUUCGCUUUAUGGUUGUCACACUUGUUUUCUGCUUUAUCUUCAGAAUUGGUUAUAAAAAUAACAUUCAGGUUUUUAACAA
Molecule: messenger RNA, 2986 nt
Organism: Pantherophis guttatus
Lineage: Eukaryota; Metazoa; Chordata; Lepidosauria; Squamata; Colubridae
Gene: RAB6B
Product: RAB6B, member RAS oncogene family
Molecular function (GO): GTPase activity; GTP binding
Source: RefSeq, a predicted model, not a curated record